Molecule: messenger RNA, 1550 nt
Organism: Castor canadensis (American beaver)
Lineage: Eukaryota; Metazoa; Chordata; Mammalia; Rodentia; Castoridae
Source: RefSeq, a predicted model, not a curated record
AUGACACUUCUUCCGCAAGUUUGGCGCGAAAUCGUGAGCGCCCCGCCCCCUCCGCCCUAUUUGUGCAGACGAGGCCCCGCCCCGCCGCACGGCAGGGUCGCGGCGUGCUCGUGCGCGCGCAGGCGCCGGGGUAGUGCGGCCGCGGGCUCGCGCUCCCGGCAGUGUCCUUCUUGCAGGCUGCGUUCUGGGCCUUGCGAUGUCUCGGCCGAAGCCUACGUCGCGCGGCCCAGCCCCUGGAAGGCAAGCAGUUCUGAGCCGAUUUUUCCAGUCACGGGAAGCCUGAAGUCCACCUCGGCCUCUCUGGGUGCCGCCGAGAAAGCGGACCCUGGCUCCGCAGCGCCCCCGGCGCCCGCCGUCCCUCCUCAGGCUACAGAAAUUGACAGAAGGAAAAGGAGACCACUGGCUAAUGAUGGACCUGUUAAAAAGAAAGCAAAGAAAGUUCAAGGAAAGGAAGGAGCAAGUGACUCAGUAAUGUCUGGUAAUCCCGAGCCAAAGAAAUGUCUGAGGACCAGGACUAUUUUAAAGUCGCUGGAAAAGUUGAAAGAAUUCUGCUGUGAUUCUGCUCUCCCUCAAAGUAGAGUCCAGACAGAACCUCUCAGGCAGAGACUUGAAGUUUUACCAAAAUGUACUGAUUUUGAAGAUAUCAGUCUUCAGCGUGCAAAGAAUGCAAUUUCUUCUGAAGAUUCCAAAUCUCAGAGUACUCAAAAGGACAGCCAGUUUGGACCAUCUUGUAGGAGUUAUGAAAAUUUACAGAAAUCUUCUGAUUCUAAACCAACCAACAAACGAUCCAAAAGCAUCUAUACACCAUUAGAAUUGCAGUACAUAGAAAUGAAGCAGCAGCAUAAAGAUGCAAUUUUGUGUGUGGAAUGUGGCUAUAAGUAUAGGUUCUUUGGGGAAGAUGCAGAGAUUGCUUCCCGGGAGCUGAAUAUUUAUUGCCACUUAGAUCACAACUUUAUGACAGCAAGUAUACCUACUCACAGACUGUUCGUUCAUGUACGCCGCCUUGUGGCUAAAGGAUAUAAGGUGGGAGUUGUGAAGCAAACUGAAACGGCAGCAUUAAAGGCCAUUGGAGACAACAAAAGUUCACUCUUUUCUCGGAAGUUAACGGCUCUUUAUACGAAAUCUACACUAAUUGGAGAAGAUGUGAAUCCUCUAAUCAAGCUUGAUGAUGCUGUAAAUGUCGAUGAGAUAAUGGCUGAUACUUCUACAAGCUAUCUUCUAUGUAUUUAUGAAGAUAAAGAAAGUCUUAAGGACAAAAAAAAGGGGGCCAUUUUCAUUGGCAUUGUGGGAGUGCAGCCUGCCACAGGUGAAGUUGUGUUUGAUAGUUUCCAGGACUCUGCUUCCCGUUCAGAGCUGGAGACUCGCAUAUCAAGCCUACAGCCUGUGGAGCUGUUGCUUCCAUCAGACUUGUCAGAGCAAACAGAGACACUCAUCCACAGAACCACUGCUGUUAGGUAAGUUGUCAUGUCACUGGAAAAUAAUAAUGGUCCUCAAACUUAGGUUUAAUUCCAAAACAAAUACCUAGUAAUUCCAAAGCCAAUACCUAUUGC